AUGAGAAAGAAAAUAAAGUUGUUGGAAGAAGAAAACUGUGACAUGAGAAAGAGGAUGCUUCUCCUAGAAGAAAAGAAAAUGCUUCCAGAAAAGAAACGAGAGGGUGGUUCUUUUGGGUUUGGAGGAGAUAGAUACACCCCAGCAUCAGUGGAAUACCAACCAGCUGUCAUUUGUUCCAUCAAAAGAACAUGUCACUUCGGUAACUUGGGUAUCGUCUACGAGUUCUAG
Molecule: messenger RNA, 228 nt
Organism: Arabidopsis thaliana (thale cress)
Lineage: Eukaryota; Viridiplantae; Streptophyta; Magnoliopsida; Brassicales; Brassicaceae
Exons: 2
Coding region: 1-228 (75 amino acids)
Source: RefSeq, marked reviewed